UUGUUUGAAAACUUCAUCAAAUGUUUGAAACAUAAUAAAAUAUUGCGAUAAAAUUGUGAACUCGAUCUUAGAAAAAAGGAAAAUUGAAGAUAAAAAAGAAGAAAUGGAACUUCCAACAAUACCGAAAAAAACGAAAAGGAAUAGUGUCGACGAAAUUGUUUAUAAUUCUCGCGUAAAGAUGACAAUUCCAGAAAAGAAAGAAGAAAAGGCUCUCGUUUUAAUGAAAAUAAAGAAGGAAAAAUUAAUGACGAUUUGUAAAAACGAAGUUCCGUUUAAUUAUCAAAAGGGAUCUCAUUCUAAAGAAGCUGGUACAAAGAAUGAGAUCAUUAACUAUUGA
Molecule: messenger RNA, 337 nt
Organism: Meloidogyne enterolobii
Lineage: Eukaryota; Metazoa; Nematoda; Chromadorea; Rhabditida; Meloidogynidae
Source: the annotation of a GenBank genome assembly